Aspergillus costaricaensis CBS 115574 is the source of this 353-nucleotide messenger RNA. RefSeq lists its product as uncharacterized. The coding region runs from base 130 to 312 and encodes 60 amino acids. Lineage: Eukaryota; Fungi; Ascomycota; Eurotiomycetes; Eurotiales; Aspergillaceae. The record is from RefSeq and is a predicted model, not a curated record. The transcript is spliced from 5 exons.
UGUGUGACGGCAAGGCUGUUGGCUACUAACUGAGCAAUAAAGCAGGGAUAGUUGCCUAACACCUCCUUUCUGAGCAUAAGCCGCCCCGUGGGCAGGCCCAGUAAGUGACAGAGCUUGCUGGCUAAAAACAUGCAACCCACCACGCAGGCUAGCUCCAAAAGGGAAAUGCUCUGUGCCUUCCACCCAUCCUUUCUCUCCUUCCCAUUCCUGGCCGCCAUCGGCCCUUCCUCCUCUUUUAUCUGUCCUCCUGUUUCGAUGCCUGGCGCUGCGGUCAUGCCCAGCUGGAUAAAGAUCGUCCGCACGUCAGGCUAGCCUCUACCGUGGAUAUCCCAGCACUAAACUGCCUGCCAUUU